AUGAUAGCAAAAGUUUUCCUAUUGGGCCUACUAGUUGCCGCCAGUUGUGCCUCACCCUUGACGAGCACGGUUAACUAUGCUGACGCCGUUAAAACGUACCUUGAGGCCUUCCAGAAGAUGGCGCCCUGUGGCUAUGCUGCGGAAAAUAUACCUGUCUUGGAGCCGCUGAUCGACGCAUUCACCGCCUUCAACUACACCAGAGGAGAGACGAGCAUCGUUGGCAAUGCGAGCAACAUUCGCAUCUCGGGCCUUAGCAAUAUUGUGAUCCUGAAAGGUGAAUACGAUCCCAACACUUUGCGCGCCUCAUUCGACAUUUUGUUCCAGGAGAUUCAAAUUUUGGGCUCCACCAUAAUGGAGGGCGUUUUUAACAUGCUUGGCUUCACGUUCCCCAUGCGCCAAAACACUUUGCUCAACGAACGACUGCAGCAACUGCGUAUUGUGGGUGAAUACACAUUUGCCCAGAGCCUGUCCAAUUCCAAUGGACUGCGCAUGAUCGACCUAAAGCUGCAGUUUUACGUGGCCGAUGUGAAGAUCGACAACUGGGACACACUGCUGAAUAUAUCGACCAACAACUAUUUGGAAAGCAUCACCCGCGAGACACUUUUGGCCUUAGUUAAAGAGAUCCAGCCCAGAGUAAAUCAACUGAUCGCCAAGUAUGUGCUGCCCGAUGUCAAUGAUUUGCUCUCCGCAGUCAACCUGACUCAGCUGACCAACUACUUUGUCAACACCGCCAACAAUUGGAACAGUGCCAACUGCAAUGUUAUGGCCUAA
Drosophila novamexicana is the source of this 771-nucleotide messenger RNA. RefSeq lists its product as uncharacterized. The record is from RefSeq and is a predicted model, not a curated record. The transcript has a single exon. Bases 1 to 771 code for a protein of 256 amino acids. NCBI's taxonomy places the organism in Eukaryota, Metazoa, Arthropoda, Insecta, Diptera, Drosophilidae.